AUGGUUGACGCAGUCAAUGUUUUUAGUGUGUGGGAUUAUGUUGUGUUCAGUUGCAUGCUCGCUAUAUCCUUGUUCAUCGGGCUGUAUUAUGGAUGCACCGGGGGAAAGCAGAAAACCACGGCGGAGUUCUUGAUGGCAGACCGGAACAUGAGUCCCUUCCCAGUGGCGAUGUCUCUAGUAGCAAGCUUCAUCUCUGCAAUCACGGUACUCGGCACGCCAGCUGAGGUUUACAUCUAUGGCUCCAUGUUCUGGCUUUUUGGUGUGUCUUACAUUCUGACUGGAAUUGUUGUAACUAGGUUAUUCCUGCCCGUGUUCUUCCGAUUAGAAGUUACCAGCGCAAAUGAGUAUCUUGAGAAACGGUUCAAUAAAGUCGUCCGAGUUGCAGGCACCUUGACUUACUUCAUUCAAAUGGUGCUGUACAUGGGGAUUGUAAUAUAUGCGCCAGCAUUGGCAUUUAAUGCAGUGACCAAUGUGAACCUAUGGGGAAUUGUUGUAGUUAUAGGAGUGGCUUGUACAUUCUACACUACAGUGGGCGGUAUGAAGGCAGUAUUGUGGACGGAUGUUUUCCAGAUGUGUGUGAUGAUGGCUGGAUUCUUAGCUGUUAUUAUACAGGGAUCAAUACUACUUGGAGGUUUCAAGAAAGCCUGGGAAAUUGCUGACAAUGGAGGGCGUAUUGACUUCCAGAAUAUGUUUUCUCCAGAUCCAACUAUUCGACACACGUUUUGGUCAGUGUGUAUUGGAGGCUGUUUUACAUGGAGUGCAACGUACGGAGUCAAUCAGUCACAAGUUCAACGCUACCUGACUGUUGGAAACAUGAAGAAGGCUAAAAUGUCGUUAUAUCUAGCUACGAUUGGAAUGGUGAUUGUUGUAUCAUGUGCUUGCUCUGCUGGAUUGGUGAUGUAUUCAUACUACUUCACUAAAGGAUGUGAUCCAUUUACAUCAGGGCAAGUAGGACAAACCGAUCAGCUGAUUCCGUUUUUUAUAAUGGAACUCUUUGGAUCCUUUCCUGGUCUACCAGGUUUGUUCACAUCCUCAGUGUUUUGUGCUGCACUAAGUACCGUAUCAUCUGGGCUCAACUCUCUGGCAGCCGUGACGGCAGAAGACUUGGUCAGGCCAUGCUUUAAGAAAAUGAGUGAAGAAACGUUCACCAAGAUUACCAAAGGAAUAGCGAUGGCAUUUGGUUUGCUGAGUAUCUUUGUUGCGUAUAUCGUGUCCCUCGUCAACCAAGGCAUCUUACAGUUGGCCUUGAGUCUCUUUGGUAUGACUGGUGGUCCUUUAAUGGGUGUCUUUAGUCUCGGAAUGUUUUUCCCACAUUCCAACUCAAAGGGAGCUGUGAUUGGUUUGAUGUGCGGGCUUGGAUGUGCAUUCUGGAUAGGAAUUGGCUCUCAGCUUUACCCUCCAGAGGUCUACAAACCAGACCUCAUCACUGAUAAUUGUGUCUGUAACGUCACGUGUUCCUGGAACAUAACUGUGACGUCAUCACCCGAGGAACCGAGACCCAAAAUAGCUGGUCUCUACAGUCUGUCAUAUGCUUGGUACAGCUGCACCUAUUGGUUGAUUACCGUUGUUGUUGGUCUUCUUGUUAGCUUUAUUACUGGUGCUGAGAGACGUGAGGAUAUCGAACCAGCUCUAAAGCAGCAUAUUGCUGAUGCGUGUUACUGCUGUCUACCAGAGUCAAUUAAGAAACCAAUGCGAUGUGGCGACGACAAGCUCGAAGAUGAUGACUACAAGGAUCCAGACGAUAAAAACAUAUAUUGUGUCCAAGAAGAUGAGAUCAAAAUUGCAAGCGAUUUCAGUUCAAUGCAGGAAAUGGGUACACAGACGUAUAAACCUCCCUCGGACCUAGCCGGAGUAUACAACAACGAAUCAUAUAAGAGUAAUGAAGAUACUUUGACGGAACUGUAGCUUGCUGUAAAUUAUACAGGUGAUCUUUCCAUGAUGUGGCCUUACUAAAUAGGCGAUAGUAUCGUGCUUAACUUUGAUCGAGCGUGCACUUCAUUAGUGACCUAGUUGACUUUCAAAUCAAAUAAUUUAUUAUACCAGGACAAAUGGUUCAAAUGUAACUCCUUGUACCGAUUGACGUUAAUCAAUUAGAACCCAAUCGAGCGUUUGGGGUUAGAAAAGAGUAAAGUAUCUUCUUAACUAUGCAAGUUUGUAGCUCUGUACUACUGUUACAGUAAAUAAUUAUGUUGCAUGAAAUGUCAAUGAUGUACGACCAAUAAAACCAAAAUGUGGUAUGAUUUUUUAUUUUUUUUAUUUUAAUAAAACAAGAUUGAUAUUUCACUUAAAAUAAUAAGUAAAGAGAGUUACAAAAAAGGCUGUAUAUUAUGCAAACUGCACCAAAUUUAUUGUUUUAGCUAGAAUAUGUAUAACAUAAAACUACACUAACUAAAUAAAAAAAAGUUAAAGAACAUCUCUUAUUGCAAUGUUGCAAUAUUUUCAAAUCAUAUUCCAAUUGAACAUUUAUACCAAAAUAUAGAAGCAGGAAUGAGGAAAACUCCUGAUAAAUUACACAUUUUUCUUAAUAGCCUCCUUUCUAACACAGCAACAAAUCAAAUACACGAACUGCACUUAAAAUAAACUUUUAAAAUAUAUUAUAAAACACACUCCAAAAUGUUUAUCUCAGAACUUGCCAUGGCAUGUAAAAGCAAAUUGUAUGCCAUUAUAACACUUUU
Molecule: messenger RNA, 2675 nt
Organism: Asterias rubens (European starfish)
Lineage: Eukaryota; Metazoa; Echinodermata; Asteroidea; Forcipulatida; Asteriidae
Product: sodium-coupled monocarboxylate transporter 1-like
Exons: 15
Coding region: 1-1905 (634 amino acids)
Biological process (GO): sodium ion transport; transmembrane transport
Cellular component (GO): membrane
Molecular function (GO): symporter activity
Source: RefSeq, a predicted model, not a curated record